Molecule: messenger RNA, 1001 nt
Organism: Aspergillus aculeatinus CBS 121060
Lineage: Eukaryota; Fungi; Ascomycota; Eurotiomycetes; Eurotiales; Aspergillaceae
Product: bZIP transcription factor
Exons: 1
Coding region: 27-1001 (324 amino acids)
Source: RefSeq, a predicted model, not a curated record
CUACUAUCAACUAUCGCAACAAUUGAAUGAUGUCCGACAAUUCAACUACUGUCACCCUGGCCCAGAUGCCUCAGCAGAAUCAUCUUUGGGUUCCUGAGGAUGACUGGACCGGGGUGGUCGACCGACAAAAACGACGCCGUCUGCAGAACCGAUUGAAUCAGCGCGCCUAUCGUAUGUACAGUAUCACCUUUCUCAACGUGAUGAUCAUCUAUUCACCUGCAUUGUCCGGAAUUUCAGGCAUGAAGCAGAAAGCAAUCAAUCAAUCCUCUGCAUCAGAAGGCGAGACUACUGAGUCUACGUCCAAUGUCUUGGUCCAGGCCCGCAAUAUCACCACCACCACCACCACCGCCCACUCAACAGACUCCCCACGGUCGCAUUCACCCAAUGAGACCGAUGACAACGAUCUGGAUUGCCAUCUCAUUCCUCAAGGCGCCCUGCAAUUCCGGCGGCAGUUUGAGGUAAUUGCUCGGCAGAGCUUCCGCCUGGGCAGUCCUCAGAUUGAGCACUUGGUCAGUCUUCGCCGCCUGAAUGUCCACCGCGCCAUCAAUGAGAACAUCCGCGCCCUGGGCAUGACUCCAGCCUGGAUGCAGCCGGAGGAUGCGCUGUCCAUCUUCAACUUGCCGGUGCCGGGCUCUUCGGAAGCACAAAUCCCCCCGAGUCUCCAGCCCACCCCCAUCCAGCGCCUCGUGCCUCAUCAUCCGUGGCUGGACUUCUUCCCCUUCCCCCGGAUGCGCGAGGUCAUGAUUCUCGCCGGAGACCGGCUCGACGAGGAUGAACUGUGCCGGGAUCUGAUGGCCUUCUGGGACACUCACAACACGGGGGCCUCUCUCGUGGUCUGGGGACCGCCGUGGGAUCCCCGGAACUGGGAGGCAACCGAGGAAUUCGUGCGCAAAUGGCGCUGGCUACUCGUGGGAUCGCCCGAACUGCUCGUCUCAACCAAUUGGUGGCGGGCAAGGAGAGGAGUUCCUGCGCUGCGUUGGCACCAGUUAGGGUUACAAUGA